Messenger RNA from Pseudo-nitzschia multistriata, 941 nucleotides. NCBI's taxonomy places the organism in Eukaryota, Bacillariophyta, Bacillariophyceae, Bacillariales, Bacillariaceae. The record is from the annotation of a GenBank genome assembly.
CUCACUAGGAUGAGCGCGCAAUUACCUGCUAAUCUGUCGUAAUGAAAGCGAGUGAAAAUAUUCGGAGAGGCUACUUGUUGAAGUUUGCACCUGCAUUCAUAGUCUUGUCGUUGACGAGCAUGAAAAGUCGACUAAGGUAUCCUUUUUAGAGACUAAAUGCACGGUACAAACGAUGGUUCUUCCAGUUGCUACAUCCGCUUCUAUUAGCAGAUUGGUUUCUCAUUCGGCAAGCGGAGCGUCGAUCACCGAUGAUUUUGAGAAUGUAAUUCUGAACGAAAGUUCUCGUAGUAUUGAUUCUGAACAAGACUAUAAAGGUACGGAGUUUCAUAAGCUUAGUGGGAAGAUGGCAGAUGAUGCUUUGAUCUGAUUUCAAUCAAUUGAUGAAAAAGCAAAUGAAUGAAUCAACGAUAACAAAAUCAUCUCUGUGAUCUCUCUUUCCCUUCAUCAUUUCGUGCUACAAUGUAAGACGAGCUGGCAUUUUGCAAACGCCUAGCCUGUAUCUUGACCAAAGAGAGGGAACUACCGAAACUCUGUCAAGGUUUUCCAGCAGUUCUUCAGACAGUAAACAAACACGCAGAAGAACAGCAGCGACGAGAGACAUUGCAUCAGAAAUGGCAACGAAAUGUUCAGGCAAACAAUACUGCAAGUUUCUCUAUGCCUCCAAUCUCUGAUCGUUAACAAAAACAGACGCACUCCUACACGGUAACACAACGGGACGGUGGCACACGGUCAACCAAUAACAUUACAGCAACCACUCCGCUGUAGACUCGUUUAAACAUCACAUUCCAACACUUUGUGAUUUGUAGUGGCUGAAUGGAGUGCGUGAAUGUCAAAGAAAUAAAAAAUAACUAAAAAAGAUAAGACUAUUGUCACACAUCGUGCACUACACUGUGUUUCUAUGCUUGAAGAAAAAGUACUCCUAAUAGAAAACGUGUUUGUAU